AUGACAGUUCAAAUUGGGCUGCGCACCCCGACCGGGCAGUCGCGAGUCCAGGUCGAUGAGCACUCCACGCUCAGAGACCUGAUCGAGCUCAUCAAGUCCAAGACCGGGCUCAGCAACUUCUCAAUGAAGUACGGAUUUCCCCCGAAGGCCUUAGACAUCAGCCCAGCAUUGUUGGACGCAUCCGUCGACGACUUGCACCUCAGGGGAGAAACCAUUCUUGUAACGCCCGUCGACUCCGCGCCACCCCCUACGUCCCUGCCGCCCCCAUCCACGGAACCCAAGCCCAAGCCAUUCACGCCGAAGGGGAUAGAGCCCGAUCAAACAUCAUUGGAAUGGCCAGAAAGGGGAGGGUAUCUUGCUUUUGGUGGGGCCAUCGGAUUGGAAAACCCGUCUGCGGCGCUCCGCAACCAGGUGGCAGAUUACAUCCUAAGCCAUCCGAACGAGUACAACAAGGCCAUCCUGGGCGAUGAGCCACACGUGUACACAACCAGGAUGAGGAGAAUGGACACCUGGGGCGGGGCCAUCGAGCUCUCCAUCCUGUCCGACAUCUACAACCUCGAGAUCAGCUCGAUAGAUGUCAAGUCGCUGCGCGUCGACCGCUUCGGCGAAGGCAAGGAGAACCGCGUCAUCAUCCUCUACUCGGGCAUCCACUACGACAGGAUAGCAUUCUGCAUGGACCUCAGCUACCCGGUCGAGGUGGACGUGACGCAGUGGUCAACCGACGACGACGAGGUCCUCGAAAAGGCACGCCAGCUUGCCCAGCAACUGCAACGUCUGCACUACUACACCGACACGACAGACUUUGUGAUCAAGUGUGAGAUCUGCGACUGGAUCGGGCAAGGGGUGAGGCAGGCGGGACAGCACGAGAAGGAAACGGGGCAUAGCCAGUUUGGAGAGAUGCAGAUUACGGAUUAG
Molecule: messenger RNA, 915 nt
Organism: Thermothielavioides terrestris NRRL 8126
Lineage: Eukaryota; Fungi; Ascomycota; Sordariomycetes; Sordariales; Chaetomiaceae
Exons: 3
Coding region: 1-915 (304 amino acids)
Biological process (GO): protein deubiquitination; endoplasmic reticulum unfolded protein response
Cellular component (GO): nucleus; cytosol
Molecular function (GO): cysteine-type deubiquitinase activity
Source: RefSeq, a predicted model, not a curated record